Papaver somniferum (opium poppy) is the source of this 1110-nucleotide messenger RNA. Its product is annotated as F-box/kelch-repeat protein At3g06240-like. The transcript has 3 exons. NCBI's taxonomy places the organism in Eukaryota, Viridiplantae, Streptophyta, Magnoliopsida, Ranunculales, Papaveraceae. The coding region runs from base 1 to 1110 and encodes 369 amino acids. The record is from RefSeq and is a predicted model, not a curated record.
AUGAUCAAAGGUGCUAACUACGGGGAAGGUGGAAAUACGUUUUAUUCUGUAGCUUAUGCUUCAAUAUUAACAGCAGCAGCAUCAAGCAAGUCUGAUGUCGGAACUGUUUUAAUGGAUACUCCAGUGAUAGAAGUUAAUGGAGUUGAAAGUCGUCACAUUUAUUUUAUCGGAUCUUGUAAUGGGUUGCUUUGUUUAGGGGCCACUUACAUCCCUACAGUGAUUCUUUGGAACCCAUCAACUAAUGAGUACAAGAAAAUUAUACUACCAGAAGACGUAUUUAUUAGUACCGGUUGUUAUGGUUUCGGUUUUGAUAGCAAAGUUAAUGAUUACAAGUUGGUAGGUAUAACACGGGAUGAAGUUCAUGCACUCGCGUUAAAAUCUAAUUCAUGGAGUAGAUUCAACACCAUAACCCAUGGGUACAAUCCAAGUGAAUUAGUAGGUUUGCUUCUAAAUGGUGUUCUUCACUGGUCGGUCGCGGCUUCCUCUGGUGAAAAGCAUAAAUUUGUACUUUGUUUUGAUAUUAGCAGUGAGAAGUUCAUAAAUUGGCCUUUUCCAGAAGCAAUUAUAGAACGUCCAAAAGAUAGUUAUGUUAUGCUUAGAGUGUGGGGAGAGUCCCUCUGCUUAGUUUGUGGUAUCGAUGAUGUUCGAGUUGAUGUAUGGGUCAUGCAAACUUAUGGAGUGAAAGAAACUUGGGUUAAGAAAUUCACCACUACUCAAGUUGAUAUUACAUCAUAUUGUGCUUUGUCACAGUUACAUUGGUCUAUUAAAGACGAAGAGAUUCUGAUACAAGAGCGCAAGGAAUUCAUAUUAUAUGAUGCAAAGAAUGACAGGGUUAUGUCUCUGUAUUUCAAUGGCGUUAAUGGUAGGUUUGAUAACCUUAUAUUGGAGAGUUACGUUGAGAGCAUGGUUUCGCUAAAUUCUGGGACUUAUACGUGUAGAGAUUUGCAGGUGGUGAUUUCAGUUGAGGUUAAUGGUUUGGUUGCAGCUGCAGUUGAGUGCCAGAUGCUGAGAAAAGAACAUUUGGGUUUUUGUGCUCCAAGGAUUGGUGGUGCUGAUGUUGCCAAGGGUGAACUCAGAGAAGGUUUAGGUGAUGCCUGGGGUUGCAGUUGA